This is a messenger RNA of Zalophus californianus (California sea lion), 3482 nucleotides long. Its product is annotated as soluble calcium-activated nucleotidase 1. The transcript has 8 exons. The record is from RefSeq and is a predicted model, not a curated record. Gene Ontology annotation, molecular function: UDP phosphatase activity; protein binding; GDP phosphatase activity. Gene Ontology annotation, biological process: proteoglycan biosynthetic process. Gene Ontology annotation, cellular component: extracellular matrix; membrane. Lineage: Eukaryota; Metazoa; Chordata; Mammalia; Carnivora; Otariidae. The coding region runs from base 536 to 3124 and encodes 862 amino acids.
CCUGAAAGGGAGGAGUUUUGCUCUAGCAGCUGCAGUUAAACCUGUUUGUUCUGCCACCUGCCACAUACCUGAAGGAAGAGGAGAAGGAGACCCUCUAGGCUGUGGGCUGUGUCGGGAAUGGCUGCCACCUUUCAUUCGAGCCUUCUGUAGAGUCCUGUGGUGGGUCUAAGGAUGGCCCGAGAAGGUAGGGGUGGCCGCUCCCUCCAAGGGCCAGGACAGGAGCGUCUCCCUGGCAGUGCCACUCCCCUUGGAGUCCAGGCACCCGCUUGGGAGUGGAAAGACACAGGGUUACACCUUGCUGUUUCAGGCCUGUGUUGUAAGGAAGUACUAGUGAAAGAAACCAGAAAUGUAGGGGUGUCGGUGAGCCAUUCUUAACACCUGUCUGAAAAAGAGGGGGUGGGGAAGGCAGUUGGGCCUGGAGCAGCCUGGGUGGUGUUGGUUCCUCUGGGUGACUCUUUCCAGGGACCUUGCCCUGCAGCGUGGCUUGCGCAGGAGAAAGGAAGCCAGCAGGGGUGCAGUCCCCGGGGGAUUCUGAAUGGGAGAGACCUGGUUGCAGGCCCACCUGGACAGGUCCCGCCUGCCCUUCAGUCUGAUGCCCGUCCAGCCCUCCAACCACCUGGAAUGGAAUGAGCCUAUGCACUCCCUCCGGAUAAGUGUGGGGGGCCUUCCGGUGCUGGCGUCCAUGACCAAGGCAGCAGACCCCCGCUUCCGCCCCCGCUGGAAAGUGAUCCUGCCGUCCUUUGUGGGCGCUGCCGUCCUCUGGCUGCUGUACUCCCACCGCCCACCCCCAGGCAGGCCCCCCGCACCCAACGCCCACAACUGGAGGCUCAGCCAGGCACCUGCUGACCAGUACAAUGACACCUACCCCCUGUCCGCCCCCCAGAGGACGCCGGGCGGGACUCGGUACCGAAUCGCGGUUAUUGCUGACUUGGACACAGAAUCUAGAGCCCAAGAGGAAAAUACCUGGUUCAGUUACCUGAAGAAGGGCUACUUGACCCUGUCAGACAGUGGGGACAAGGUGGCCGUGGAGUGGGACAAAGGCCACGGGGUCCUGGAGUCCCACCUAGCUGAAAAGGGGCGGGGCAUGGAGCUGUCUGAGCUGAUCGUCUUCAACGGGAGACUCUACUCUGUGGACGACCGGACAGGGGUCAUCUACCAGAUCGAGGGGACCAAAGCCGUGCCGUGGGUGAUUCUCUCCGAUGGCGAUGGAACCGUGGGAAAAGGCUUCAAAGCCGAGUGGCUGGCUGUGAAGGACGAGCAUCUGUAUGUGGGUGGCCUGGGCAAGGAGUGGACCACCAGCACGGGGGAAGUGAUGAACGAAAACCCAGAGUGGGUGAAGGUGGUGGGCAGCAGAGGCAGCGUGGACCACGAGAAUUGGGUGUCCAGCUAUAACGCUCUGCGGGCCGCGGCAGGGAUCCAGCCUCCAGGACGACGGCCUCCGCUCCCAGGAGAGGCCAUGGCCAUCCCACCGCUCCUCUGGAUGUGGCUGCUGGUUGCAGGGACUCAAGGUGAGAAAGAUGGGGACAUGCGGCUGGCCGAUGGGGACACCGCCAAUGAGGGUCGCGUGGAGAUCUUCUACAGAGGCCAGUGGGGGACCGUGUGUGACAACCUGUGGGACCUGACGGAUGCCAGCGUCGUCUGCCGGGCCCUGGGGUUUGCGAAUGCCACCGAGGCUCUGGGCGGAGCUGCCUUUGGGCCAGGCGCCGGCCCGGUCAUGCUGGAUGAGGUGGAGUGCACGGGCACGGAGCCCUCGCUGGCCAGCUGCAGGUCCCUGGGCUGGCUGAAGAGUCACUGCAGGCACAACCAGGACGCCGGCGUGGUCUGCACCAACGAAACUCGAGAUGCCCACACCCUUGACCUGUCAGAUGAGCUCCCUGCAGCCCUUGAGCAGAUCUUUGACAGCCAGAGGGGCUGUGACCUGUCCAUCAGCGUGAGGGCAAGGGACCAGGAGGAGGAGGGCCUGGACUUGUGUGUCCACAGGCUGAUCCUGUCUGCCAACCCCGAGGCUCAGGCCCUGUGGAAGGAGCCGGGCCCCACGGUCACCAUGGAGGUGGACACAGAGUGCCUGCCUGUUGUCAGAGACUUUAUCAGGUACUUCUACUCCCGAAGGCUGGAGAUUUCCCUGACGUCCGUGAAGUGCUUCCACAAGCUCGCGUCUGACUACAGGGCCUGGCGGCUGCAGAGCUUCUGCGCCAGCCUCUUUGCCGUCCUCCUCCCCGAGGACCCCUCCUUCCAGACGCCCCUGGACCUCUACACCUAUGCACUGGCCACGCGGGACCCCGUGCUGGAGGAGCUGUGCGUGCAGUUCCUCGCCUGGAACUUCAAGGCCCUGACGCAGGCCGAGGCCUGGCCCGGCGUGCCCACGGCCCUGCUGCAGGUCCUGCUCUCCAGGAGUGAGCUGGCCGUGCCCAGCGAGCUGGCCCUGCUGAUGGCCUUGGACGUGUGGAGCCAGGAGAAGCAGCCUUCCCACAGGGAGGUGGAAAGCCUGGUGGAGAAGGUCCGGUUCCCCAUGAUGCUGCCCGAAGACCUGUUCGAGCUGCGGUUUAACCUGUCCCUGUACUGGAGCCAUGAGGCGCUGUUCCAGAAGAAGAUCCUGCAGGCGCUGGAAUUCCACACCGUGCCCUUGCGGCUGCUGGCCCAGCACGGAGGCCUGAACCUCACCGAGGAUGCCUACCGGCCCCGGCUGUACACCUCGUCCACCUGGAGUGCCUCUGUCUCCGGCAGCUCCAGGGCCUUGUCCAGGUCCUUCCAGACCCCACAGCACCCCAGCUUCCUGUUCCAAACCAGGCUCAUCUCCUGGUCUCUGAUCUACCUUCCCACCCUCCAGAGCUGCUGGAACUAUGGGUUCUCAUGCUCCUCGGAUGAGGUCCCCCUCCUGCACCUCUCCAAGUCUUACUACUCGGAGCCCACCAUCGGCUAUGAAAACAAAGCCCUGAUCCUCUGCGGGGGGCGCUUUGUGGCCCAUGUCACCAACUUUGAGGGCCAGAAGGCCAUGAUCCCCAGCGCCCUGGGCACCAACAGUUCCAGGAGCGCCUCCCUCUUCCCCUGCCCGGCAGGCUCCUUCAGCAGCUUCCAAGCGGUCAUCCGCCCCUUCUACCUGACCAACUCCUCAGGCGUGGACUAGACCGGAGCUUGGAGAAGCCAGGGGCCUCCCAGCACCACUCCGAGCCCCCCCACAGCUGCUUCCCAACUGCCCGCUGCUUCCUGUCCGCAGCCACCCCCCAACGGCGGCCACCAGAGGGCCCUCCUGUUUCCACUGAUCUCUCUGAGCUUAGAGAAAGUACUGGAAGGUUUCAACUAAUGGCCACCACUGUGCCUAGAAGUCCCAGUAACCCCCCUGCCCCCACCGUCCGGCUGGUUUCCAGGUGGAGAAGCAGGGGAACCUGGGUGGGGCAGCUGUUGGACUUUCCACACCGACUUUCACUUCCCUGUCCUCUGCUGUCCCCCAUCUGAGAUCACUAAAAUUGCGCUGUGGCUCCCAA